GAGUAGUAUUCUGGUUCUUGUUCUCGUUCCUAAUAUCUGGUUUUUGGUUUUCGUGCGGACUCUGUCUCGUUCAGUUGUUCUCUUUUUUUGUCACCUUUGGAUAUUGCAGUACACGUCUCUUCUUAAACAACUUCAAUCGCUUUUUUUCUCUCUGUCUCUUUGGCUCUCUCUGUCUUAUAUAUAUCAAACAAAUAAUAUUUGUACUUUUUUUUGUUUGUUUGUUUUUUUACUUUGUUGUUAUAUCCUUAUACAUAAUCGUUUUCAGAAGCUAUAUAAAUCUAUCAGAUACUCUAAUUUCGGUGAAUAAUAUCUCUUUCAUGGUGCUAUUAUUGUUGCUUUAUGUGAUCGUUUGGUAUGGAUUUGCCACACUCUUGCAAAGAAUGGUUGAGGAUCCUCUAUGUGGUGUUUGCUUUCUGCUCUGCUCUCUGUCUGGGUGCUCUCAAAGGUUUACUUGUGGGUCCUAUUGCUGCUCUGAUACUGGUAAUAGGGAAUGUUGGGGUAAUUCUCAGUUUGUUUCCUUCACAUGCUGCCUGGACAGUUUACAGCCUAAUAAAGACUAAUAGAUUUGAUGUACCACUUAAAGUUGCUAUCUUGGCUGGUUUACCAGCCUUGUUUGGUUUAUGGUUGGGUCUAAGCAUUGCCGGGAGUGUUCUUGUGGGGGUGGGGUAUGGAUUCUUCACUCCAUGGGUUUCUGCUUUUGAGGCCUUCAGAGAGGACAAUGAGUCCAAGAAAUUCAUACACUGUAUUGUGGACGGAACAUGGGGCACCAUUAAAGGAAGUUGUACAGUGGUUAGAGAUUUUGCAGACAUAUGUUACCAUUCAUACCCACUUUACCUGGAGGAGUUGCGGGAAUCCCCUGCUUCAAAUGAGCUUCGAGCUCUUAGGUUAAUUCAUGUACCUGCAUGCAUCAUUGCUGGGUUAAUGGGGCUAAUGGUGGACAUUCCUCUUUACACUGCAAUUGCUGUUGUGAAGAGUCCAUAUAUGUUGUUCAAGGGCUGGUUUCGACUGAUACAUGAUCUAAUUAGCCGAGAAGGCCCAUUUCUUGAAACAGCUUGCAUCCCCAUUGCUGGUUUGACAAUCCUUUUGUGGCCAAUUUUUGUAGUGGCGAGUAUCUUAAUAGCGAUUUUUUCAAGCAUUUUCAUUGGAUUGUAUGCUUCAGUUAUAGUAUAUCAGGAAAGAUCUUUCCGGAGAGGUUUAGCUUAUGUGAUUGCAAUGGUUGCUGAAUUUGAUGAGUACACGAAUGAUUGGCUCUAUCUUCGAGAGGGGACUGUCCUUCCAAAGCCCCUGUAUCGAAAGAAAAGUAUUGCUCAAUCAUCCGAGUUUUCUUUUAGAGGGAAUCAUGUGGCUGUAGGCAAAAUCAAUUCUGUUUCCACAGAAGCACCUGCAAUGCUUAUGCCAAGCUUAGCUAAUUCAAGAUCAGUUAUAGAGACCAUACAAGAAGUAAAAGUGGUACAGAUUUGGGAAAGUAUGGUGAGGUAUUGUGAAAUGAGGGGCAGAGAACUUUUGGAUGCUGAUGUAAUAACAACAGCUGACCUCUAUGAAUGGUUGCAGGCAAAGAAUAGUGAUGAAGCAGCCAUUAUUAGUGUUGGCUUGCCUUGUUAUUCUUUCUUGCAGGCUCUUCUCAAUUCCAUCAAAGCCAAUUCAGGUGGUUUGUUGCUGCUUGAUGGUGUUGAAGUAACCUACUUCAAUAGACCAAAGGAAAAAUUGUUGGAUUGGUUCUUUAAUCCUGUAAUGGUCCUAAAGGAACAGAUUAGGGUCAUAAGAUUGGGAGAGGAUGAAGUGAGGUUCUUGGAAAAAGCAGUUCUGUUCGGAAGCAACACACAACGCAUGGAAGCGUGGGAAAAUGGAAGUUUAGCACCUCAAGAUGCCCUCAGAGCUGCUCAAAUCCAGGGUAUUAGUAGAAGGAUGAUUGGAAUGAUAAGAAGUGUAUCAAAGUUCCCCACUUACAGAAGAAGAUUCCGUCAAGUUGUGAAGGACCUGAUCACUUAUUCCCUAGAGAAGGAGCAUUGCAGCAGAUCAACUUCAUUAAGAUCAGUUGUCUCCGUUUAAGAUGAUGAACUUCAACUUAGUGUCUUUUGCUCUUUUGUAAAAAAUUAAAAAUGCUUUUAGUUUGUGAAUUCUUUAGGUUAUCAAUUGCUGUAAAAAUAUAUUGAUCGAGGUUGAAAUGGAAUCAAUUCAUACCGCACAA
Messenger RNA from Quercus robur (English oak), 2188 nucleotides. RefSeq lists its product as uncharacterized. The record is from RefSeq and is a predicted model, not a curated record. The transcript is spliced from 9 exons. Lineage: Eukaryota; Viridiplantae; Streptophyta; Magnoliopsida; Fagales; Fagaceae. Bases 355 to 2049 code for a protein of 564 amino acids.